CUUGAACAGAAGAAAGCCCUCGGAAGGCCUCUGUCCGCCUGCCUCUCCAGCUAAUUAGCUCAGCCUCCAACAAAGAUAAGUGAGCCAAGGAGGGGGACCCCCUGAAGGGUCUUUUGAAUCUGAGCAAUGUCUGAUUGGCAGAUGUUGAAAGAGAUUCUUCAGUAAUCCAGUUCAUCAAUGAACUGCAUACAUUCAGGACUCUACGGGACAGUCAGGCAUGUGGACACUUGCUGGAUGCAGCCUGGAAAAAGAGAGACCAAGAUGGACAGAACCUUGGAAUCGCUACAACAUAUAAUCUCCCAAGCCUUGCCUCACCGGGAUCCUGCCCUGGCAUUUAAAGACUUGAAUGUUGUGGCAAUGCUUCAGGAAUUCUGGGAGAAUAAGCAGAAACAGAAAGGAAUAUUUUCAAGUGAAGGCACCGUGCUUUAUGAGUCACUAAACUCACCUGGGCCGCCUUUUGUGAGUUAUGUCACCCUCCCUGGAGGAAGCUGCUUUGGUAACUUUCAGUGCUGCCUGAGCAGGGCAGAAGCAAGAAGAGAUGCAGCCAAAGUAGCUCUGAUCAAUUCUCUUUUCAAUGAGUUGCCUUGUCGUAAGAUCACAAAGGAAUUUAUUAUGGAGAGUGUUCAGGAAGCGGUUUCUUCAACAAGUGGUACUUUAAAUAAUGCUGAUGACCCAAGUACAAGUAUCGGAGCCUAUCAUUACAUGCUGGAAUCAAACUUGGGGAAAACCAUGCUGGAAUUUCAGGAACUGAUGAUAGUCUUUCAACUACUGCAUUGGAAUGGAAGCCUCAAAGCCUUACGUGAAACUAAGUGCUCUCGACAAGAGGUGAUUUCCUAUUAUUCUCAAUACAGUUUGGAUGAAAGGAUGCGAAGUCACAUGGCUCUGGACUGGCUUAUGAAGGAACAAGACACUCCAGGCAUUAUUUCACAAGAGCUCCAAGUGGCACUUCGAGAACUGGAAGAAACCAGGAAAGCUGGACAAGAGCUGCGGUUCUACAAAGAAAAAAAAGAAAUCCUAAGUUUAGCACUCAGUCAGCUGUACAGUGAUCAUAGUGCUGUUUCCUCAAAUGAUGAUCACAUGAGUCUAGCUCUGAGUGGCUACCGUUAGGGCAAGGUGGCUUGACCAGGCUGCAAUGGGCUAAUUCAGGAUUACUAAAAUCAAGGAGAAGCAACUGUUGGCCUUCAACAAAUUGUGUAAUGUGCAGAGUCUCAAGAUGGGAUUGUUGAGCAGCAGGGACAUCAUAUGCAAGUUCACAGCAAGGGUGGAGAGGUUCCUUCUACAUUACAUGGAAAAUACUCCAAAGCUGCCAUUACACAAUGUGAAAAUCUGUAUGACCAGGAAAAUUUUAGGGGUUUUUUUUUAAAAAAUGUAUAGUUUAGGAUUCUGACUUCUUUAAGAACAAAUACAAUCAUUGAUUAGCGAAGGCAAUUGUUAUUGUAUAAUCAAAAUAAAGUUGACUGAAUUGUC
Messenger RNA from Anolis sagrei ordinatus, 1467 nucleotides. It is a transcript of the gene LIX1, whose product is annotated as limb and CNS expressed 1. The record is from RefSeq and is a predicted model, not a curated record. Gene Ontology annotation, biological process: autophagosome maturation. Gene Ontology annotation, cellular component: cytoplasm. Lineage: Eukaryota; Metazoa; Chordata; Lepidosauria; Squamata; Anolidae.